Messenger RNA from Penicillium macrosclerotiorum, 264 nucleotides. RefSeq lists its product as uncharacterized. The transcript has 2 exons. Lineage: Eukaryota; Fungi; Ascomycota; Eurotiomycetes; Eurotiales; Aspergillaceae. The record is from RefSeq and is a predicted model, not a curated record. Bases 1 to 264 code for a protein of 87 amino acids.
AUGGCGGAGCUAGCUGAAGCAUUUGGCACCCCCGCUCCGCGCGAGGAUUCUGGCCAUCGGCGCCCCGUGGUGACUCCGAUCGUCCGAAGUAUUGAAGCCUCGCCAUGGACAUUAUUGGGUCAUCGAACUGACGGUGGCAACCUGCAGACCACAAGAGGGUCGUCAAAAAGUGAAGCUGGUGUAUCCAUUGAGGGGGCCCAGGCCUCGGUCGACGAUCUUGUUGAGACGACAGUCGUGAUUGGGUUACAUCAUGGCUGGGCGUGA